AUGGCCUCUGCUCGCUCUCUGAUGCGGCUGGGGACCGGCCGUUCCCUGGCCUCGGCCGCGCGGUCUUCCGGAGCCUGCCGUGCUUUCUCGUCGACCCCUCUGCAAGCUGCUGUGAAGGAGGCCACCGCGACGGAUGUUCCCAACAUGCGCCAGGCCCAGCGUCCUCCCCAGGGCCCUCUCCGCGCUCCCGUCAUCAACCAAGCCGACAAGUACCAGGACAAGGCCGAGAGCCUGCACCAAUACGGCCAGUAUGUCAUGUCGUGCUUGCCCAAGCAUGUCCAGCAGUUCUCGGUGUGGAAGGAUGAGCUGGCCCUUCACAUUGCCCCCGGCAGCGUGUUGCCCGUGAUGAGCUUCCUGAAGAACCACACCGCCGCCGAAUUCACCCAGGUCUCCGACAUCACGGCAGUCGACUACCCGACCAAGGACCAGCGUUUCGAGGUCGUCUACAACCUGCUCAGCGUCCGCUACAACUCCCGCAUCCGGGUGAAGACCUACGCCGACGAGGCCAGCCCCGUGCCCAGUAUCACCGGUCUGUUCGAGGGCGCUCUCUGGUACGAGCGUGAGGUGUACGACAUGUUCGGUGUUUUCUUCGCCGGCCACCCCGAUCUGCGCCGUAUCAUGACGGAUUACGGAUUCGACGGACACCCGCUGCGCAAGGACUUCCCCUUGACCGGAUACACGGAACUGCGGUACGACGAGGAGAAGAAACGCAUUGUCAUCGAGCCCCUCGAGUUGACGCAAGCCUUCCGGAACUUCGAGGGUGGUAGCGCUGCGUGGGAGCCCGUUGGCUCGGGCAAGGACAAGACUCCUGAAUCGUUCAAGCUCCCUACCCCCAAGCCCGAGGAGAAGGAGGAGGAAAAGAAAUAG
Molecule: messenger RNA, 867 nt
Organism: Aspergillus affinis
Lineage: Eukaryota; Fungi; Ascomycota; Eurotiomycetes; Eurotiales; Aspergillaceae
Product: complex I 30 kDa subunit family protein
Exons: 3
Coding region: 1-867 (288 amino acids)
Molecular function (GO): NADH dehydrogenase (ubiquinone) activity
Source: RefSeq, a predicted model, not a curated record